CCUGCCUAAACUAAUCCACCAGCAACAACUCUUCUAAGUAAUCAAUAUCCUUUACACAUAUGGUUCCCCACACAUUGUGAAACACAUGUGCAUCGUAAUAUACGGUGAUUUUUAAAUCAACAUAUAAAGAAAGAUGUCGGAUAUGCAGGAUACAAUGUUGUUGGGCUUUGAGGGAAUCAAGAAAACUAUUCUGCAUGGAGGGACCGGAGAGAUUCCAAAAUGCAUCUCUGGAUCAAAGGUGACUUUUCACUUCCGCACCCAGUUGUGUGAUGAUGAGCGCACCGUGAUAGAUGACAGCAAAGUGGUGGGGACGCCCAUGGAGAUAGUGAUCGGUAACAUGUUUAAAAUGGACAUCUGGGAAACCCUGUUGUCCUCCAUGAGGAUCGGUGAGGUGGCUGAAUUCUGGUGUGACAUCAUUCACACUGGCAUUUAUCCACUGGUGUCCAAGAGCAUGAGGCGCAUUGCAGAAGGCAAAGACCCAGUCGACUGGCACAUUCAUACAUGUGGUAUGGCCAACAUGUUCGCCUACCACAGCCUGGGCUACGAUGACCUGGAUGAGCUGAUGAAGGAACCAAAACCCCUCUACUUUGUCCUGGAGCUGCUCAGGGUGCAGAAGCCCAGUGAGUACAACAGGGAGACGUGGGCUAUGAAUGAUGAGGAGAGGCUGAAGGUGGUGCCUGUGCUUCACGGCCAAGGGAACAAGCUCUACAAACAGGGGAACUAUCAAGAAGCCACACAAAAGUACAAGGAGGCCAUCAUCUGCAUCAAGAACGUUCAGACAAAGGAGAAAGCAUGGGAGGUCCAGUGGCUGAAACUGGAGAAGAUGGCCAACACCAUAACGCUCAACUACUGCCAGUGUCUACUGCGCACAGAAGAGUACUACGAGGUCAUCGAGCACACCACGGACAUCAUCAACCAGCACCCAGGUGACAUGAAAGCCUUUUUCUUGCGAGGAAAGGCCCACGCAGAAGUGUGGAACGAGGCGGAGGCUCGACAGGACUUCAGCAGGGUGCUGGACCUGGACCCAGGCAUGAAGAAGGUCGUCAAGAGGGAACUGGCCUUGCUUAAUAUGCGCAUGGAGGAAAAGAACCAAGAGGACAAGAACAAGUACAGAGGCAUGUUUUGAGAGGAGGGGUUGCAGCAGAGGUUUGGAGAAUCACAAAAGUCAUGGCUGAAGAAAAAGGAUUAUGCUAGAACACAAAUCACCAAGAUUGAUUGUACCUUCAACAAACAAAUCCAACUCCCUGCAGUGACUUUCACAAGGUCUGGGAGAUACCCCCAGAUAUAUAAGGAGGAUGUAUGAGCUGCUUCUUUUUUGCCUGUCUUUCUUUGUCAUCAGAAAUAUGAAAUGAACUUCAAAAAUGAAGAACUUUGCACACUUGUCAUCUUACUUAAAUUGGCUGCAUUUCAAGGAAAUGUUUUAGUGCUUAAUGUGGUUGUUGGUAUUGAAUGUGUUCCCAUAUAGCAAGGCAUUGAGAAGCACGAAAACACAUUAGAUUAUAGAUUUAUUUAGUGGUUAAAUCAAAAGCAACUUGAGGUCCGUACACAUUAACCGUUCAAACAGGAAAAUGGCAUCAGUCUCCAUCUAAUUCUCGGAAAAGGAGUGCAUAAGUGUAUUUCCACAAAUGUCUUCCUUUGCUACUGUUCUGAUUUGUAAUAUUGUUGUGGGUUUUUUCCAGAUCAUGUAUAAAAAACAAAUUGGAUUUCAAUGUUUAAAAUGUUCCCAACAGCACCACCAAAAGUCAUGUCACACUUUGCCAUUAUUUUACCUAAAAAAGUUAAAUUACUAAAGUAGUUAUUCCCUAAGUGUUAUCUACUGUAUAUUGAUUUGACAUGUAACUUCUUAGUCUUGUAAACUCAUUGGCCUUCCACAAGGUGGUGCUCUGACCAUGAUUAUUUUAAUGGUUCACUGUUGGAGAAAUAAUUCUGAGCCUAUACUCUGCGUUCUCAGUUUCAUGAACGGUCUAGGGGCUCGUAAAAAAAAUAAUCUGGGAUGCAUUGCUCGUCUCCUUCUUUUCUCUUCCUCUGUACAUUUUCAAGAGAGAAGAAAGAAACAGUGUAAUGCAAAGAGGACAACACUAAUACAUCUGGGAAAUGCAUUAAGAAAACAUUUUUAUGCACUUAUGUUUGUGCACUGACAUAAAAUACAGUAUUAGAUCAAUAGGAUGACAUCGCACAGAGAGUUCAGUUUCAUUCAGGGAAUCCCCAUUCAUCACGAUCCACACUGUUCCCCCCCCACACAUCAUGGCCACAGUUCACAGCCUAGCAUAGCAGUCACUCAGGGAAAUGAGGCUGACUCUAAUGCACCAGUCUAAUGAUGAAGAAAAUCAAUAGGAGCAGAUCAAAGAAGGGGGGGGGACACACAGAGGAUCAUGAUUAAACAUUCAAGCUAUAGCAUCCAUCCCUUUACAAACACCUUGCUAAUGCAGUUCCUGCUGCUGAGUCGUGCCUAAUCUUGGGAAGGUAAACAAGGAGACUAAAACUGUGGUUUGAUACAGCACUCAUUAGAGACCAUAGGCAAUUUAUCUCUGCUCUGAGCCGGUAAAACCUUUUCUUUAUGUUCACACUUUAAUACCAUCAAUGCUAUUUAGAAAAUGGACUUCGAUGAAGGAGAUUUAUAUGAUGGGGCUGUGCCGUUGGAAACCCUGCCCUAGACUAAAACACAGGCCCACAGUAAGUUCUGCAUAGCAGCACAAUCCGCAGUUGGCUUUCCUCCAUAAACCACUGGUGCUGAUGUUGAAAAGAGGGAAAGAAAGGGAGGAGGCAGGAGGAAGAAGAGGAGGAGGAGGGGGCUCUGUGCCCCUGCUCCAACAGGAGUUGUUUCAAGUUAGCCAGAGAAAGCAAAUGUGAUACAGGAAGUAAGGCAAAAGUGUAUUCAAAAUAAAAACCUGUAAAUGUUAAACGUUUGUGAACGAAAUAAAU
This is a messenger RNA of Eleginops maclovinus (Patagonian blennie), 2922 nucleotides long. RefSeq names its product aryl hydrocarbon receptor interacting protein-like 1 (gene aipl1). Gene Ontology annotation, molecular function: protein binding; peptidyl-prolyl cis-trans isomerase activity. Bases 134 to 1126 code for a protein of 330 amino acids. The transcript has 6 exons. NCBI's taxonomy places the organism in Eukaryota, Metazoa, Chordata, Actinopteri, Perciformes, Eleginopidae. The record is from RefSeq and is a predicted model, not a curated record.